GGUCAGCAGGUAGGGAGCAGUUGUAUUCUCUUCCCUUGUUAUUUCCCUUAUCAUUAUUAUCAUUGGUGGUAGCAGCAGUGAUUUGUGUUACACCUUAGUUACUGGACUGUUCUUAUCUCAACCCAUGGGAGUUACAUCCUUUCGAUUCUGCUCCCCAUCCCUCUGGGAGCAGGGGGGAGGAAGAAGAGGGGGAAGUGAGUGAGCAUCUGUGUGGCUCUCAGUUACCGGCUUGGCUUAAACCAUGACAUGGAGGAACAAUCCUCAUCAGCCACCAAACUGAUCCCUCUUCCUGCCCCAGCACCAGCUGCCCAGCUUUGUUUCCCUGCACACCAGAGUACUGAAUGCAUGUUGUACUGUGCAUCCUUGUACUGAAAGCACAAAGCAGGUACCAGUCUGGGGUGAGUAAAAGCUGCCUACUUGGCUUUGCCAGGAGAGCUUGGGUGAUGACUGCACUCCUGGCUGGAUCAUGGUGCAGAGCACUUCAGGUCCUGAAAGCACAGAUUUGCACUGCAGAGGUUGGUUGAGGCAGAACAUGCCCUCAGCACUAACGAGGGAGCAACAUUUCAGAUGUUGGUAAGGCUUGAAGAAUGCAUUCCUGUACACACUUUAUGCAGUGGCAGACUUACCGCAUCAGGAAAAGAGACCUGAAGGCCCCUAAGAGUUUACUAGAGAAAUCAGUCAUCCACGGAGGAAGUUUCUUCCAAGCCCUCCUAUUGAGAGAUUUAUUUAUAGCCAGAAGCACAAGCAUUUUAUAACCCUUGUUGAAAAUAAAGUACCAUGGAUGCAUCAUAUUUUUAAGCAUUAGCCUCAGCAGUAUCUUGUGGAUGAGAGUUCUUUUGGUUCACUCUAUGAAGUGCCUGCCUUUACCAGUGUUAAAUGAGUGUCCCUGUUGCUCUCACUAGCUAUGUCCUCAUUCUCAUGGUAAGAGCAGAUGCUGGAAGAGGUGGGGAACCAGAGCACAACACAAACUGCACAACAUAUUACUGAAGCGAAUGGGGUUCACAGCUGAUUGCUGAAACAUGGGUUUAUGUUUCAACAGCUGCUGAAUGAUAAGAGCGGUGGCCUGGAAGAAAAAACUCAUGUUUUGCUUGCAUUAACUGGAUGUUAUUUGGACUCGUGAAUCAACCCCUCCCUCUCCUUCCCAGCCACUUACAGAAGGGACCUCUAAACCCUUCAUCAGGAUGAACAAGAUCAAGGGAGCUUUUGAAAGCCCAGAGUUUUGGAGCCCAGGUCACACACGGAGCACCCCCUUGAUCAGUGUGGCACCACCAUUUGCAUUUGGCUAGCAGGCCAUGGACAAAGCCCCGAAUGCAGUCAUUAUUGUGGCCCUCUUCAUCGUCAUGGUAUCUCUGGGGUGUACAAUGGAGAUAGCUAGGAUCACAGCUCACCUCAGGAAACCCAAAGGAGUGGCAACUGGAACAGCCCAGCAUGGCAUCAUGUCCUUGACAGCAUUUGUGCUGGGCAAGCUGGGUGCUACAGAAUCCCUGGCCAUCCUCAUCUGUGGUUGCUGCCCAGGGGGAAACCUCUCCAACAUCUUUAGUCUGGCACUGAGAGGGGACAUGAACUUCAGCAUUGUAAUGACCUCAUGUUCAAUGCUCCUGGCAAAACUAAUGCCUCUGCUUCUGUACCUUUACUCGGGAGGACUAUAUGAGGGUGAUUUGGAGGGCAAGAUACCUUACAAAGGGAUAAUCACAUCCCUGGUGCUGCUGCUAAUCCCCUGUGCCAUCAGCAUCAUCUUGAAUAAGAAGAAACCACAGUACACUGGCUUUAUCAUCAAGGCAGGGAUGGUUCUGCUGCUAGUGUCAUCUGCUGCAAUAAUUGUUCUUUCUGUGGCCAAUAUGGGAAGCAAUAUCAUGGUUGUCUUCUCACCAUCCCUCCUGGGAUCUUCUGCCUUGAUGCCUUUUAUUGGAUUCCUGCUGGGCUAUGCUCUCUCUGCAGUCUUCAAGCUUAAUGACCGAUGCAGGUGGACAGUGUGCAUGGAAACGGGCUGCCAGAACAUUCAGCUUUGCUCUACUAUCCUCAAGGUUGCCUUUGCCCCAGAAAUCAUUGCCCCCCUGUACUUCUUCCCACUACUCUACUUGCUGUUCCAGCUUGGAGAAGGACUUCCGCUUAUCCUGGUCUUUAGGAUCUAUGACAGAAUAAAGAGAUCAAGUGGCAAGUACAGCUUUGCUGCUGCAUUUUGUACACUUUCCAGUCCAAACUGCAUACAUUUAAAGUACAACUACCAAUGA
Molecule: messenger RNA, 2231 nt
Organism: Neopsephotus bourkii (Bourke's parrot)
Lineage: Eukaryota; Metazoa; Chordata; Aves; Psittaciformes; Psittacidae
Gene: SLC10A1
Product: solute carrier family 10 member 1
Biological process (GO): bile acid and bile salt transport
Cellular component (GO): membrane
Molecular function (GO): bile acid:sodium symporter activity
Source: RefSeq, a predicted model, not a curated record